GCCGAGUCUCUUGGUGGAGGAUCACCGGCGCCUGUUUCGAUAUGACACGCGUCAGCUUCAGACAAGGGAGCGUGACCACGAGUGAUGGGUACUACUAUAAUUUGUUUGGUCUGAGGCUGUAGUUGCGAUGCCAAAGUACAAGAAGCACGGCGUCCGUCAGCGUGAGGGAGCUGUGCACAAGCAACUCAUCCGUGCUCAUGCGCUGUUCUCUUCUGUUACACUGCUGUGUAGAAUCUCGCUACGAUGCUGUCAGUUUUUACCUUGUGUCUUUCCCUUGCAGCUGUAGCUCUUGCUGGUCACGGUCACUUCAAGCUUGAGCUCACCUGGGGACCCGGAUCUCCAGAUGGCUACACAAGGGACAUGAUCUUCAUCAAUGGCCAAUACCCGGGCCCCCUCCUAGAGUUACAGCAAGAUGAUUGGAUAGAGAUCGAGGUUGUGAAUAGCAUGUCAUUCAACUCAAGUAUUCAUUUCCAUGGUAUCCAUCAAACGAAUACGCCCUGGGCGGACGGUGUUCCGGGGCUUACACAACGACAAAUUCAACCUGGGAAAUCAUUCAAGUACAAUUGGCAUGCCGACCAACACGGCAGCUACUUCUAUCACGCACACAGUCGAGGUCAGAUUGACGAUGGCGCGUAUGGCCCUAUCAUCAUCGAGCCCAAAGCUGGUUUAUCGAAGCCCUUCGAUAAGAUCGCCCCUGCACAGGUCGAAUUACUUGAAGAAGCUGAAGCCAGUGCAGCUCCUCUCUUGCUCUCUGACUGGCGCCACCGAACGUCAGAAGAAACGUGGGCAGAUCAGCUAGCGUCUGGUCUUGAGAGCGCUAUCUGUAUGGACUCGCUACUCGUCAACGGCAAAGGUGCUGUAGACUGCUGGUCACGAGAAGAAAUAACAAAAUUCACCAGUCCCGGUAUCGCGCCAGUGCUGACACUAGGAGGUCUUGAAAUGACUGAUAAGGGCUGCUUCCCACCAGCUCUCUUCCAGAUUCUUCUCGGUAACAACUCAGUGCUGAAUCCUUCAGCUCUGCCACAGUCUGUCUUCGAAGUGUGCACGCCAACUCAGGGUAGUCGUGAAAUCAUCAAAGUCCCACAUGACAGGAAAUGGCUUGCACUCAAUGUCAUUUCCUCAGCCGGCAUCGAUACUUUCGCGUUCAGCAUUGACGAACACCCGCUGUGGGUCUUUGUCGUAGACGGGCACUACAUCGAACCCGUCAAGAUCGACGUCCUCACGGUCGCGAAUGGAGAUCGCUACUCUGUAUUCGUUGAGCUUACCAAUCCUGGCGAAAAGAACGAAUUCGGUAUUCGCAUCGCAUCCCUCGCUCUCGCCCAACUCAUCGACACCAUGGCUGUCUUCUCCUAUUCUAAAGGCCAUGAUGAGUACGAAAUCUCUCACGGACCAUACACCAACUCCACCGGCUUGCAACUCACGUCAACACCUUACACUGACCGUGCCGGAAAUCCGAUUUCUGCCAACGUAACUGUGCUAGACCAUGCAAGUACCACGCCGUUCCCACCUCAGUUCCCUCAGCCCGCACCCAAGCCAGCGCAGACCUUCUUCCUUACGACUGGCAACGUUGGCAACAGCUACACCUGGGCGCUCAACGCUACUCCAUUUUCGCCCGUGAUUCUGGACAACGCAGCACCAGUUCUGUACUCCCUCCCAAUUCUCGAGAGCGGAGACAACAACAUUACCAUUGUGACGCAGAACAACACGUGGGUCGAUCUCGUCUUCCUCGUUCCAAAUCUGCAGCAGCCACCCCACCCCAUCCACAAGCACGGCAACAAAGCGUUCAUUCUUGGUGCAGGCACCGGCCCAUUCCCUGGACGUACGGUAGCCGAAGCUGCUACUGCUCAACCUGAAUCGUUCAAUCUGGUGAACCCGAGCUACAGGGAUGGAUUCGUCACGCCACCAUCUGCUGAUAAGCCGACAUGGCUGGCGGUCAGGUAUAAGGUCGAGAAUCCUGGUGCUUGGCUGUUGCAUUGUCAUAUCCAGAGUCAUUUGAAUGGGGGUAUGGCGGUGAUCAUAUUGGACGGGACGAAUGAGUGGCCGUAUGUGCCAGAUGAGUACAAAAACUGAGGAAGCACGGCUCUUUGCUAGCGCGUCAUGUGUAACGAAUUAUCACA
This is a messenger RNA of Didymella exigua CBS 183.55, 2117 nucleotides long. RefSeq names its product multicopper oxidase. Bases 244 to 2070 code for a protein of 608 amino acids. The record is from RefSeq and is a predicted model, not a curated record. The transcript is spliced from 2 exons. Gene Ontology annotation, molecular function: copper ion binding; oxidoreductase activity. NCBI's taxonomy places the organism in Eukaryota, Fungi, Ascomycota, Dothideomycetes, Pleosporales, Didymellaceae.